This is a messenger RNA of Pongo pygmaeus (Bornean orangutan), 3929 nucleotides long. It is a transcript of the gene UCKL1, whose product is annotated as uridine-cytidine kinase 1 like 1. Lineage: Eukaryota; Metazoa; Chordata; Mammalia; Primates; Hominidae. The record is from RefSeq and is a predicted model, not a curated record. Bases 1762 to 3444 code for a protein of 560 amino acids. Gene Ontology annotation, molecular function: ATP binding; kinase activity. The transcript has 8 exons.
CCCCCUCCCUCUCACACACCCCCCCUCCCUCUCACACCCAGGCGCAUGUGGGUGAGUGUCCUUAGUGUCCUGGAUUUUAUACAGAUGGAAUCAUAUCUCCUUCCAGCUUGCUUUUCUCCCGAGCAUGCUGUGAGGAUGCCGUUCCCUGUCCACACCUGUGUUUCUGUGUCAUUUUCGGGCGUAACUGGCAUUUGUGGAGUGUUCCAUCUCCUGUGGAACUCCAGAGCGUGGUGGACAGACUGUGCCGCUGCAGGAAGCUACAAAGAGGCGGUCCUGCCGUUUGUGGAGCGUUCCCUCUUGCCCCCGGGGGCUCUGCCUGCACAGACAGUGGCUGUGGUUCUGAGUUGCUCCCCAUGUGGGUGGGCCAUGACCUGCAGGGCCAAGGUGCUGACCCCUGAGAGCUUCCCAGGGAGGCCUGAAACAUGGUGCUGAGGCCACCACAGCCAGCUCGGUCUCUCCUGGGCAGUGGCCAGAAGUGCCUUCUGCCCGACCUGUGUCUUCACACCAGGCUCUGCAUCCGAGCCUCUCAGAACAGACUGAGCAGGCGCCACGUUGAUGCCCCCCCCGACCCCCCAGCAGGGCACUCGGCCACAUUGAGCCUCCCCAGAGGCUGCCCCUCCCAGGGCUCCAUGGCCAGUCACGGCCCCCUGCCCACUUGAGGUUGUAAACUGACGGAGAAGUUGGCAGGCGCCUGAGUGCCGGUCCGGCAUGUGCAGUGCAUGUAGAUGCCAUACAGCGUAGGCCUGUGUCUUCCUCCCGUUGAUGUCCCCCUUGCAGACUUUAGGGGCUCCCCUUUACCCUGGGCAGGCUCAUGGCAGCCCAGACAGGUGGCAGCACUUUCCUCUCUGGUGUUUGCCAGAUGCCGGAGGUUUCUGUCUUGGGGACCCAGAAGGGGCCACAGCAAAAAUGAAUGGGGUUCCAAUAAGGCUCCCAGCCCAGGGUCCCCAAUCCGGCACUCUGACAGCCAGAGAGGCCAGGCCGAGGCACUGUGCUGGGCCUGCUGUCACUGCAGGAGAAUCAGGUCCUGGCUGAGCCCUCUGCUCUCCCUGAGCCCUUCAGCCUGGUCCUGUCUGGGGACCUCACCCUGGGUGUGUGCGCACAACCUGGUCUGGUCUCGCCUCCACCCACACGCUGCCCUCAUGUCUCCUUGGGCAUCCAGCCUUCAGCAUGGCAGCGAUGUGGCUGCCCAGAGUGUGCCGGGUUGCGAGGGAACAUGGUCCACUUUGGGGUCUCACCUGCCUUUCACAGGCCCACCUUGAGUCCCCUUGGGGACAGAGCCUGGCCCAGCCAGUGCCCGUCCACACAGCAGGAUGAGCAUGGCCCCAAGAUAGCGUCUCUCCUCCUUCCCUUGUCCUUGUUUGCUGUCCCUCUGUCCUUGCUGUGUGGACAGUGAUGAUCUGAGGCCCUGUGCCAGGCUGAGCACUUGGGUCUGUGUGUCCUGUGGCCCAGCUGCAGGCAGGGUUUUUUUUUUUUUUUUUUUUUUUGAGGUGGAGUCUCGCUCUGUCACCCAGGCUGGAGUGCAGUGGCACGAUCUCAGCUCAUUGCAACCUCCACCUCCCGGGUUCAAGCGAUUCUCCUGCCUCAGCCUCCCUAGUAGUUGGGAUUACAGGCACCCCCUACCGCACCCAGGUAAUUUUUUUUUUUAAUUUUUAGUAGAGAUGGGGUUUCACCAUGUUGGCCAGGCUAGUCUCAAAUCCCUGACCUCAAAUGAUCCACCUGCCUCGGCCUCCCAAAGUGCUGGGAUUACAGGCAUGAGUCACCAUGCCCAGCCCAGGCAGAGUUCUUAUGUACCCCCAAGGAUCCUGCCCGCCUCAGCCAUGCCUGUUGAGGGGGUGGGGGGAUGCCCUGUGGGCCGGCCAUACCAGCGGGUACCUGGGAGGUGGGCAGCCCUGGGCCACAUCCGAGCACAUCCCGCUCUGCAGCAGCAAUGCAGAGUCCCUGGACAGGCUCCUGCCACCUGUGGGCACUGGGCGCUCUCCCCGGAAGCGGACCACCAGCCAGUGCAAGUCAGAGCCUCCCCUGCUGCGCACAAGCAAGCGUACCAUCUACACUGCAGGGCGGCCACCCUGGUACAACGAGCACGGCACGCAAUCCAAAGAGGCCUUCGCCAUCGGCCUGGGAGGCGGCAGUGCCUCUGGGAAGACCACUGUGGCCAGAAUGAUCAUUGAGGCCCUGGACGUGCCCUGGGUGGUCUUGCUGUCCAUGGACUCCUUCUACAAGGUGCUGACUGAACAGCAGCAGGAACAGGCCGCACACAACAACUUCAACUUCGACCACCCAGAUGCCUUUGACUUCGACCUCAUCAUUUCCACCCUCAAGAAGCUGAAGCAGGGGAAGAGUGUCAAGGUGCCCAUUUAUGACUUCACCACGCACAGCCGGAAGAAGGACUGGAAAACACUGUAUGGUGCAAACGUCAUCAUCUUUGAGGGCAUCAUGGCCUUUGCUGACAAGACACUGUUGGAGGUGAGCACCCGCCGGGAAUACCCACCCCGCUGGUGUCUCAGCCCUGGCCGCCUUGUCCAUGAGCUCCUGGACAUGAAGAUCUUUGUGGACACAGACUCCGACAUCCGCCUGGUACGGCGGCUGCGCCGGGACAUCAGUGAGCGCGGCCGGGACAUCGAGGGUGUCAUCAAGCAGUACAACAAGUUUGUCAAGCCCUCCUUCGACCAGUACAUCCAGCCCACCAUGCGCCUGGCAGACAUCGUGGUCCCCAGAGGGAGCGGCAACACGGUGGCCAUCGACCUGAUCGUGCAGCACAUGCACAGCCAGCUGGAGGAGCGUGAACUCAGCGUCAGAGGAAGCUACGUUGGGAUAUGUGAGCAGUGUGCUCCGUGGUGCUGCUGUGUGACCCGCCUUCCCGUAGCCCCUUGCCCCGCUGCUCCUGCUAGGCCCUGUUUCUGCUCCUGCCCCGCCCCUUUCCCUGCCGCUGUCACGCCUCUUUUCUGCCCCCGCCAUACCCCUCCCGUGUCCCGCCCCUUUCCUGCUCCUGCCCCGCCCCUUUCCCUGCCACUGUCACGCCUCUUUUCUGCCCCUGCCACACCCCAUUCCCGGCCCCGCCCCUUUCCUUGCCCGUGUCACGCCUCUUUUCUGCCCCCGCCAUACCCCUUCCCUGCCCCGCCUAUUUCCCUGCCCCGGCCACAUCCAAUUCCGUGCUCUGCCGCUUUCCUCUUCCUGCCCCUGCAUCACCCCCUUUCCUGCCCCGCCCCAUUCCCUGCGCCUGUCACGCCCCUUUUCUGCUCUGCCCCUUCCCUGUCCCACCUCUUUUUUGCCUCCACCCCGCCCUUUUCCUGCCCGCUCCUAGACCUGCUCCUGCCCCGGCCAUCCCCAGGCUUGGGCAGCGGGGCGGGACGGGGCAGUCAAGAGGCACUGAGCCAGCUUUGCCCCCCACCCCCCUCUCUUGAGGGGCCGCGCACCACCUCGGGGAGGAGCCAGGGCGGGGCCUGACCCCACAAAGCUUUAGUUGUUCCUCCGGGGAGAGGCUGGGGACAAGCUACCCAUUCUGGGGUAUGAGACCUAUCAGCACGUGUGAGCCCGCCCUGUGCCCGUCCCACUUCUGCUGCUGCUUAGCGCAGGAGGGGUCCCGCACUGGGAGGGGCCCUCACACCCUACCCCCCCUAGCUUUCUGCCUGAUGGUGCGCUUGCCCCGUUGUUCGCCGCCAUCUUUCGCCAUUGCCUGACAGCUCAGGUAGGGCGAGGUCUUCCCCCAGCUCAGCCCCAGGCAGAAGUCAGGCCCGUUCUGCACCUCGUGCUGUGCCUGGCCCGUGUAUUCCCCUCACAGUGACGCACAGCCGUCCUGUGGGGAGGGAGGGCUCUGGGAGAAGAUCCCCUUCUUGAGUGUUCACCAUCGGUUUGUCCCCAGGGCUGCGCUGGCCUCGGCACACCAGUGCCACCCCCUGCCCCGGACGCUGAGCGUCCUGAAGAGCACGCCG